Messenger RNA from Zonotrichia albicollis (white-throated sparrow), 1303 nucleotides. The record is from RefSeq and is a predicted model, not a curated record. NCBI's taxonomy places the organism in Eukaryota, Metazoa, Chordata, Aves, Passeriformes, Passerellidae.
CAGGGCAAGGCCACCUGUGCCCGUCUGGCCGAGGAGACCUGCCAUGCCAGGACGAGGCGAUGUGAGCUGCACUCCUAUGCCCAGACCUUGGUGGAUCUCUUGCAUCAGGCUGGGGACUUCAUCAGAAACCAGUUUGACUUCUCCUUCCUCACCCGUACUCUGCCCCAGCUCCUGGGCAAGAUCUACGGGCACUUCUUCCCUCCCCGUGUCCGCAGGGAAGCCCCAGGCCUGGCUGUGGCAGGGACCCAAUCCAGCCCCACAGCAGUGGGACCCCAGAGACCCCUCAGCAGGUGGGGGGGCAGGCAGCUGCCCCCCUUUGCAGAGCUUUUUGGGGUAGUGGGACCCCAGCUGCAGGACUGGGUGGAGGCCCUGAGGACUGCGGCAGGGGGCAGCCACCUGGUGACAGCAUGGGACAGGGAGCAGCUCUCCGGGGAGAUGCAGCUCUUCCUGCAGGGUGAGGAUGUGGUGGAGGAGAUGGUAGCACAGGGACGAGCCUUCCUCACCCAGCUGCGGGCAGAGAUGGAACUUGGCACCACCCUGGAAGCCAUGGAGCCACAAUGGGCAUCUGGAGAGCUGGCAGGGACCCCUGUGCCAAGCCAUGAACCCCGGAGGGAGAAACGGGAACUGGUGCCCACAGAACUGCCCAGGGUGGAGGAGGAAGAGGAGGAGGAGGGAGUCAUGGGCAGAGCCUGCCCUGGCCUCAACGCGUCGGCGGCGCGGGUGGGCGCAGUGCGGGACCUGUACGCUUGGGUGCUGCGUGUGCCCGAGGCACAGCUGGCCAUGACCUUCCAAGAGAUCCUGGUGGACUUGGGCUCCAAAAACACCAAGGGACUGUACCGGGCACAGGUUCGGGCCACUGUGGGGGGCCGCCCCACGGCCUUCACUGGCCUUGUGGGGCUGGACAGUGACACACUGGCCCGUAGUAUGCCUGGCCUCGUUGCUCUGGCACUUGAAGCGUUGAAAACCUAAAGGGGCAGUGUGCUGGCAUGGGGAAAGGGCACUGGGGCAGGUAUCCUUUGUGUCCUUCAAACACACUCCACUCCCAGUCUUAGGCUCUUCCACCCCUUUCUCCCCAGUUGUACCUCAGUCUCUCUUCCCACCAGCACUUCCUUACUUCCCCAGGGCAAAGGGGCCCUGGCGGGUACCUGAAGCAUCUCAGCCAGGAAUCACAGUCCUCCUCUCCCCUGGAACCCCCACCUUGGCAAGCCCACCCUCACCCAUCUUCCCCAGAGGCAUCUGAGCUGUUAUUUAUUUGUACAGAGAAGUUUUAUUUUUCAAUAAAGAAGGGCUCUAUUUUUCAGUA